Messenger RNA from Gregarina niphandrodes, 819 nucleotides. RefSeq lists its product as hypothetical. Gene Ontology annotation, cellular component: nucleus. Bases 1 to 819 code for a protein of 272 amino acids. The record is from RefSeq and is a predicted model, not a curated record. The transcript is spliced from 3 exons. Lineage: Eukaryota; Apicomplexa; Conoidasida; Eugregarinorida; Gregarinidae. Gene Ontology annotation, molecular function: ubiquitin protein ligase activity.
AUGUUCACCUACCAUGAGAGGCAGCAGAUGCCUCAGCUUCUCAGUCGUCCACGACGAACGGAGACGAAGCACGCUAAACUAGGAAACGAGAUUAAUCAAUGUGGCAUUUGUCUUCAUCAACCUAAAGACCCCGUAGUGGUCAUAACUAGCGGAGUUAUCUAUUGCAGGUCUUGCAUUAUUCUCAGUCUUGGAGAACAGAAAGAAAAGGCCAAUCAACUUACAAAAGAAAAAGAAGCUGCUCAAAAACUACUCAUACAACAUCGGAACAAGAAUCAACGAGAUUUGACAAAAGCCUUCCAGGAGGCAAACCAGCUAGUACGACCAGACCAGGAGUCUUGUUCGAUGGAAGAACGGGACGAUGAGCUGAGCGACGACACUGCCGAAGUCAAAGAGACUUUGAAAGCACAGCGAAAACAAGCUCCAGUCAGUGGUGGUCCUCCACCUCCGGUGGAUUUCUGGACCGGUUCAUUGGACAAGGACGAAAUUGAGGAGUUGGAGUCGCGGGCAAAUGCGAAAGUGAGUAAGCAUCGUGUGUGUCCGGUGACUGGUCAACGCAUGAAAUUCCAGGACCUGUUGGCCAUCAAGCCUAAGAUUGACGGCGACGGUAAUUGGCUCUGUGAUGUGUCUUCACAGGCCCUAAGAAAUAAGCGGGUUGUAUGUCGCCAAAAAGAUGGGUCAUUGAUAUGCGAAGUGAGUAAAUGUGUUUUUCACCCCUUGCUGCUAUUUGGAAUGAGUUAUUCCCACAAGAAUCUGUCGUCCACGUUAGGUCCGGCGUCCACGUUAGGUCCGGCUUGUGAACGACUAGUUGUGAAGGACUAG